UUUUUUUCCCUAUUUUUCCCUUCAAUUCUUUUUUUUAUUUACCAGAACAUUUAGUAAAUGUCAUAUGUUUCCAUUCAAUUUAUUUCCAUCAAUUUGUCAUGUUUCCGUUAAAUGUACUUUUCUAUGGCCAAAUAAAUAUUUUGGCCUUCCUUCAAUUUUGAAAGGAAAGAAAAAAAUUUUUUUUUGGUUCAAAAGUUUUCUAUUUUCUACGUCAUUUAUUUUUUUUCUUUUUUUUUGUGAUCUCUGA
Molecule: messenger RNA, 247 nt
Organism: Meloidogyne enterolobii
Lineage: Eukaryota; Metazoa; Nematoda; Chromadorea; Rhabditida; Meloidogynidae
Source: the annotation of a GenBank genome assembly